Messenger RNA from Columba livia (rock pigeon), 8665 nucleotides. It is a transcript of the gene C5H14orf132, whose product is annotated as chromosome 5 C14orf132 homolog. The transcript is spliced from 3 exons. The record is from RefSeq and is a predicted model, not a curated record. NCBI's taxonomy places the organism in Eukaryota, Metazoa, Chordata, Aves, Columbiformes, Columbidae. Bases 1 to 780 code for a protein of 259 amino acids.
AUGAAAAGGUGUAAGAAUAAGUGUCAGAAGUUCUUUGCAGCUAUGGUGAGAGAAGGAGUUGGUGGUGUAUUUCAAAAAAAGGCUGAUGGUUUUGCAAGCUGGGCAAGCAAGUGUGUAGCAGCCAGGCGAUGUGGGCCGGGAGGGAGCGCGGUGCCGGGGCGGCGGCGGGAAGAGACGUCCCACAGGUGCUGUCGGGCGGCUCGAAGCGGUCGCUCCCCGUCCCCUCCGCCUCCCCCCGCCGCGGGGGCGGACCCAGGCCCAGCCCCGCGCGGGGGCCGGGUCGCCGCCGCCGCCCCCUGGCGGAACAGCCGGCCGUGCCGCGCCGGGCAGUGCCGGGCCGGGCCGCGCCGGGAGCCGCCGGAGCUGGAACUGGUACCGGUGUCGGUGCCGCGGCCGCGCCCGCCGCUGCUGGGGGAGGCGGUGCCCGCGCCGCGCCCCCGCGCCCCGCCCGCCCCCGGCAGCAGCAGCAGCGGCAGCGGCAGCCUCAGCACCUCCGCCAGCUCCUCCGAGAGCUCCAGCGGCAGCACCAUGGACCUCUCCUUCAUGGCAGCGCAGCUUCCUGUUAUGGGAGGAGCCUUUAUGGACUCACCCAACGAGGACUUUAGUACAGAGUACUCCUUGUUUAACUCAUCAGCCAACGUCCAUGCAGCUUCUUCCAUGCAGAACCCACCAGAAGAGACAUCCCGUUCUUCAAAUGAUGCCAUAUUGUUAUGGAUUGCAAUAAUAGCAACAAUUGGAAAUAUUGUGGUUGUGGGAGUGGUGUAUGCCUUCACCUUCUAGGAUGACUGUUACUCCAAACACUGGAAGAGAGGGUAACUGCAACAGUAUUUGUUACGUGUAUGUAUGUGUGUAUAUAUACAUGUAUAUCUAUAUAAAUACAUAUAGGUAGGGACUUUGUUGAUUAAGUGCUGCCACAAUCAUAGAAAUGAAAUGCAAGUUAAUCAUCUUGAGUCUUGAUGGCAGAAAGUUUGGAUGCAAUUGCAAAAUGUAUGGCAGUGAGAGUUAAACUGAGACAGAGCCAGUACCAGUUUUGUACAGAAAUGUAAUAAAAGGGAGGCCAGUGUGGGUAUAGCAAAUACAAAAAGAAAGUGAGAUUUAUAUAGAAAGUGCAUAUUUUCUACUGUUUAGAUUUUUCUAUCUGCUGUUCUGAGUUUUGUCAGCAUUUUGUGCAUUCUUUACUGUGGUAUAAUAUUGUAUGAAAUAGUUCUUUGUCAUAUUCAUUGGACAUCUUCGUUUUCCAGACGGAAUGAAUGGUCAGCAUUGACUCAGUUCAUCAUGUGUGAGUCUUUAGCAUGUGCACACACUGCCAGGCUGUGUCCAAAGUCAUGAGUCUUAAAGCCAUGACGGGCAGACGCAUGCUACCUAACACUUGCAUUCCAGUAUCAAUCUCUGGAUCUGAUAAUCUAUGAAUUGAUGCUAAACUUGUCUGCUCUUUGCAGGAGGAGGCACAGCUACUGCCAGGUGUGGCUGGUCUGCUGACCCUCUGUACUCCAGAGAAGGAAAUGUUAAACGGAGCAGCUGCACAAGCUCCCAUUUCUCUGGAGAGGUACUGGGUUGCAGUGGUUUGUAGACGUGUCCCUUCCAGGAAACAAAGGCCAAAUACCAUGCUUUUCACGUCAUAUCACUGUAAUCCAGAUUUCCCACAGCAGCCACAUACUUUCAUAAGCUUGUUGGUGUAGCAAAAGCAGCACGUGGGGAAAUUGCGAAGCCUCAUUAACAGUGAAUGAUGUCUGUGAGAAAAAUAGAAUUGAAAGGAUUGGACACUUCUGUGCUCUCAAAGGUGUGCGUGCAAGAGUCAGGUAUGCCCUUGGGUAGAAACAGCACAAAAAUGUAGUAAGUGACAGAUAUUUCACUGCUUACAUUUCAGUAUUAAUACAUAGCUGGGAUUUAAUGAGGCUUCUGAAAGUGAUUUUUAUAUAGCCUGCUUUACAUUACAACUCAGAUUAUCACUUGGAUUUGUUCUAGUGAGUGACAACAUUUUCACUGCAUUGUUCACUUGAUCAGUUCCUUUUCAAGAGCUGUAUCUUUUCAAAGCAAGCUGUAGCUUUCCUUGUUUCAGAGAUUAUAAAAUCCUGAGGGAAGGAAAAAAAACACCUAUGUUGGAAAUAUCUCUCUCUUCGUCCUUAAAAAAUACACAAAUAUAUAAACUGUGUGCACUUUGUUAACAGCAGAUAAAUUCUUCCUCUGUGUCUGCAUGUACUGUAUAGGCUUUCUGUCUCAUAUAGCUACUACCCUAGUUCCAGAAAGCCUUGUCUGCAGGCACAGAGACUAUUUUUGACGCUUGCCUGCCACUGAGCUUGAGGCUACACUAAGAGCUGCUGAAUGUAUAAAGAGGUUUGAAUUUCCUUCUUUUCGCUUUAGACCCAUUUUCCUGCAGGGCUUGUCAAUAAUUACUUGAAUUAAAGCAGCAUGCCCCAAAUCAGUAUUUGUAACCACUCAGUAGUCACCAUGUGUACUUUUUUUCCCUAUGAACAGGCCUUUAAAGCGGGGAAACAUGUGAACAGAGCUAGUGGAAGGAGAAGAGCACCUAAGUUACUUUGAGGAUACAAAAAAACAAUAACAACUCGCUUGAGGAACUGAGCUUCUCUGUGUGUGUUCAUUUCUCUGUUUGGAGGCAGGAUUUUGUGAAGAUGGUUGAGGACAGAUGAGAUCUGUGCUGGGUAAAAGUUUGAAAAGCCCUGUUCUGGAAGAUCAGUGGAUCAGAAAGCAAAUUCUGUCUAAUAAAACAACUGUGAAACAAAUAUAGUGUUUUCACUGUCCUAAAACAGCUAUUUGUUCAUUCAUAGGCAGAGGAUAAUAAAAAACAGGGGAGGUGCAUAAAUUCUUUAUCUUUCCUGCUCUUACAUUCCUCCUUAUUCUUGCCAAGCAGAAAGCAAACUGUGAAAUGGGGUUAGAAGACUACAGAGAAAUUUCCAGUUGAACAGGACAAGUUCUGGUAUACAAACAUAUAGGACCCAUGGAAAUAUUGCUUAAUGUAAAGUAUUGUCCCCAACCAUUUUCUGAUGUUGUAUUGCCUUUGUAAUUGUAUCAAUUAACUUAUGGAGUUUUCUUUAGUGUUCUUCUAGGCUCUCGUUAUGCCAGAUCAUACAAGCACUGUUUCUGCAUGAAGAGCAAAACACUUCCACCAUGAUUAAAACCAGUUUGAUGCUAUGGUACUUGCAUUCUACAGCUUAAUGAAUUUGCCAACAGAACGCUUUGUUUAAAUUUCCUAGAAUAUUAAUCUAAACACAAUUAGAAAUGCUUUUGUUUCUCUCCCAAAGCACUGGACUAAAUUCUUUGACCAUGAAGAGCUUCAGAGUGGGAACAGCAAAGAACCACCACUCUGCUAGGGAAACUGAGUGACACUUCUGUGAUGUUUGUACCAAAGAAAGUGCCUACUUUUAUGUGAAAUUGAUAGGAAUAACAGGGGUGUUGCAAAACAUGGAGUUCUGCCUCCCUCACCCAGAUCAUCAUCAUACAUAUUUUCAUUGUUAGAGGCUGAGUUGUCAAGAAGGGCCAGACAGAAUUUUAAUUAAAGUAAUUGGCUUGACAGGGUGACAUGGCAAACUGGGUUCAGGCAGCAAGUACAGGCAUUUCCUCUCUCAUAGUUAAACUGCACACUAAAUGUGCAGCUUUUCUGUAGAGAUAAAAAUUGUUUUGAGAUGCAGGUGCAAGGAUACUGUACUGCAUGCCAGAGUCUGUACAGAAUAUUGUCAGAGAUAAUAAAAAACACAAAAUCAUAGUGAGCAGAGCUGAUUCAAACUCUGAUCUACUUUGAUAGUGAUAACAUGCACAGUACUUUUCUGUAUGUUGUGUUCUGGCUUCAUCCACUGCAAUGACUUCCAUCUUCUGGGAGGUUAGGGAAUGUUUAAAUUCAACCAUUGAAAAAGGGGACUUAUCCAUCAUUAAGUUCAGAGAAGCCCCAUGCAAGAGUGGAGAAGUAGAUGAAUAGUGGAUGUUUCAUAGGUGAAAUGUGUUAUCGCUUCUUUAUAUGUUAUGCACUGAACUUGUCAGUGCAGCUUGACUUGGAGCAGUGUAGCUUCUCCCUUCUUUGGAGCCAGGCACUUGGAUAGCUGCUGCAACUCAGGGGUGAUGAGAAAACCCAAACAUAUUCCCCACAGCUGUUCUUUGAAGGUCUUCUGUGAAAGCAGAAGGGGGUUCUGGGCUUUGCUGAGCACUUUGUGUAUCAGCAUGAGAGCAGUAUUCCACUUGUAGAAGAUCUGUGCUUUAAGUAAGUGUCUACCACAGAAAACAGUUACAAGACCCUGAUUGAAGUUUGUUCUGUAGCAGACAAAGCGAAACACUUUCUACAUGCAGUGUAUAAACCUCUAGCCAUGUUGUAAACAUCAUUUUAUAAACGCAAGUAGCAGUACUGUAUGUGCUCUGCAAAGUUAUUUAUGAGCCAUGGGAGGCAGGGAGACAAACUGGAUGCCCUAACAAGUUUCUUCUAGCCAUGGCCUCUAGGCAUCUGUGGCAACAUAUCAAAUAAUCAAACUCUCUCUAAAGACUUCUUUUGGUUGUUUUUUUACUCUAAGCAGCCAGCAGCUGGACACAGCAGCUGUGCAGCCACCACAGCAAAGAUACUGAAGGCUGAAUAGUUAUGGAGGUGGGUGCAAAGGCACGACAGAUAGAAGAACUGAGUGGGAAAACCCACACAGCUACUCCUGUUAUAUUUUUAUGUGUAGGGCUAGGAGUCUGUGCUUGUCCACAACAUUAACAUCCUCCUAAAAUAAAACAAGGGAGAAAGAUGUAUUUCUGUGUCAACAUGCUUGAAAAACCAAACAAAAGAUUUUGAAACCAAUGCAACAGCAGUAGCAGAAAGACCUUUCUGCUACAAAUAAUGUAUUUAGCCAUUUGAGUGUGCAAGUGAGGUGAUAGAUACCUCAGAAGCAAUGAGAGGCCCUUUCCAAAAUCUAGUUUGCAAGGGGCCUUGAGGGCUGUCAGCAUCCCACCAAACUGCUGAGCAGCCUGUAAUAACAAGUCGCAAAUCAAGAGUAAGUAGAAGCAGCCAGCCAUUACAGUCUUAUCCUAUACAUCCAUUUGAACAUAGAACAUGUGCUUUUGUGGCUGGGACCAAAUGGAAACAGGAGUCUUUAGUCUUAGGUUGUUAUGCACGUUGUCUAUUAUUAGAAGCUUUUGUUUUGCUAUUCUCAGACAGUUCCAGUUGUUAAUAUCCUGUUCACAUUUCUCUGCAGGCUGCCAAGAGUUCUUAAUUUCAGGUAGCUCUGUACAUUUAUCUGAAGUAAUUUUACUGGGUUUCCUGUGGCAAAUCACAGAGCAGAAUCUGGAAAAUUGCUCUUUUUAAGGAGAUAAAUAGGCCAAAAAUCAGAAUCUCAGAUCAAAAUGCUUCUGUGUUUUUGGAGCGUGCAAAGCUCUGGGGAGCUGGGUUUCAACUGGUUAAUGCACAGAAAGGAAAAGGGCAAUCAGGUCCCUGGUGAUAAUGUCAGACAUCAGGGUACUGACAGGCAGGGCUGAGCGCUUCAUUAACUCCUGCUCUGCCCCUCUGAGCCUGCCUCGCUUCCUGGACACACAGCCCGAGCUGAGUUUAAGUGAACUAAGCAUCAGGUACAGCAUGUCCCUCCUCAUCUGACAGCUUGCUAAUCCUCAAGGAAACAAGUGCAUUUAUUCCAUUUGCAGAAGAAGAGCCAAAGAUCAAUAUUCUGUUAGGUAUAUUGUUAUUGGUACAUUGGUCCACCAUCAUAAGGUAAAUGUAGGGAUGGUUUAACAUGUAGUUAGCCCAUUGUCCCUGAUCUGGGAAUAUCCUAAAGAAGUCCUGAGGCCUUAAAGUCUCCUACCGCCCUUCAUCUGACACUAACACUUCAUGUUUCCUCAUAUAGCCCCUCUCUGUCUUUUACUUUGUCUAUCCAACUUGAAACAAGGAAAAUUAAGUCACCACUACACUCUUCUCUGGGCAUGUAGGAAACUCCUAACAGCUAGGGACCAACCAUGUCUCAUUUUAGUUUUUGACCCUUCAGGCACAAAGAAGGAAGAAAGCAUCCGGUUGCCUACCCAGGAGCUCCAGGGGAAUAUGUGCCUUUGCAAAACAAAAUACAUAGCAAUUUUAUCUCAUUCCGGCCUCUGCCAUAAUACUUACACUGAGACGAGACCUACACCAGACCUACUGUCUCAGUAAUCUGUUUUGGGAAUUACAGCAACACAGCCAAGAACUGGAAAAGAAAACAACCCCGAUAACACAAACCUGUCAUAUAUCAGAUCAUCUGAAUAACAUGCCUUUAAAGGCAGGUUCACCUGAGUGCCAUAGGAAGAGCUGAUCUGUUGGUACCAAGGCAAAUGUCCUUUUAUAUGAGCACAAAUGGUGCCUCCAUCUUUUUUGGAAAUCUUGGGAGCAUUGUGCCACCCAUUUUCUUUCCUAUGCAGGCUGCUAGAUAUUUUUCAGUUGUAGAAAAUACUCAAAAAGCUUCUCGUGUUGGUAGAAUACACGCAAAAUUUACUUUCCAAAGCUCUACUUAUUUUGCAAAAGCAAAAAACACCUAGGUUUCUUAGGUAUGGAAUGCUAAUUAGUCAAGUAUCUUAUAUGCGGUAGCAUCACCUCAUUUUAAUCUACAGAUUAUGUCAGUAGGUCUCAAAGGGGAUCUUACUAGUACCUAGACUUUAAAAAGUCUGAAAGCAGAAACGAGUCACUUCUCAAGAAUGUCUCAAAAGUCGCUAGCCAGUCCUUUAGACUGCAUCAUUCCUUAUUUCUCCCUAAAGCACCCUGAUGUGAACUCACAUCCAUCACUUGAAACACCUUGUCACCACCACGUGUCUCUAUGAGUUCAUUUUAUUUCUCUCCUUGUCUUCUCUGUAUUCUUAUAAUUCCCUGUUAUCAGAACAUGUGAGCAUUUGGAAGCCAGCAAUGUUCUUCAGUCCUUCUUAACCACAUCCUUGACUGACCUUCACUGACAGUAAGGUCAGUGAUAAUUAAGGACUUAUUACAGUAAGCAACAUAAAGUCUCUUACUGUAGGAAGAUCUCAUUCACUAUCUGCCUCGGCAAACCACAAGCAGAAGAGCAAGGUGUAGCCAUGAAGCUUGGUAACUGUGUUGUCAGUAUCCACCCAAGCUACCAUUUAGAAAUUCAGAUUUUAUAAAUACACUGCACUGUUCUGCAGUCAGCAUUUACUGAGCUUUUCCCAACCCAAAAUCCUUCGUUAUUUUUAGCAAAUCAGAAUCAGUGGUAAUGCACUUGGGGUAAGGCAAGGGGAGUGGACAUGGGCACUAGGAAGAACAGAAAAGCUCCACAUUGUUUACUGUAGAGUCAAGGCCAUUAAACACUAGCAUAUUCAGUAAAGAAAAACACAAUGUGCUAAACCAUUUGAAAUCUAGUCACCCCUGUAGUUCUCGGAUGUACGGCCAAACUGCUGUAGCUAGAUCAAGCAUUUCUAAAUCUCAUUGUGACCAAAAGGAAAUUUAUUUCUUGGCCAGAACUGAGAGAGCUGAACAGGCUCCCUCACAAGCCCCUGUCUGUUCUGCUGUUGCUUUGGGAGCUUCCUGAGCUGUGGUCACUGGGGUGAUGCUGCAUUUCCUGUGGAGUUCAGUCCCAAUAAUGAGCAAAUAAAAUUGAAUUGUUUACAGAUGUAGGCCUAGAACUCUUCUCAGUUUACUGCCUUCAUAAGGAUGAUGGAAGUUCCUAAUCCUGCAAGCUGCUCUAUCCAGAGGGACCUUUGCCUCCACCUGGAGUCAAUUGGAUUAAUAACAAUUCUGCUACUCUUCUGGCAUCUGCUCCAGUGGAUCAACUUGCAGGACUAGCUCUGAGUUGCCAGGAUUUUAUUUUAAAUAUAUCUAAAAAUGUACAUAAUUUCCUAAUCAAAAGAAAGAAAGCAGAAUGCUGUAUUUUUUAAAAUGAGAAGGUGACAAAAACCAAGUCUGAAUAUUUUGAUAGAUGUGCUGGAAGGGUAUAUAAUGUAGCGAACAGUUGCACUACCUUUAAUAUUGUCUGAGCACCUAACCUGAGAAAUAUUUGUUCUUUCUCUAACAAAGACCUUUUUCUGUUCUCAAGUUAUGAAGUUUGGAAGGAGUAGAGUGCAAAGCUUCAAUGAAAUUUUAAACUAAUGUAAAUAAAUUCUGUAGCUAGCUUUGUUAGGUAGCCUGUAACAUAUGUUUUUCAGUUAUGUCAUCUCAAAUAUUGCCUGAUUGUUGUUGGUUUUUUUCCAAAAUAAGUUGAACAGUGACACUUCCGAAAGCAUCUGUACUUCACGCAAAAUUACAGUCAUAUGGAAAUGACAUCCUUCAGCUCACGUAAAACAGCUUUACAGGAGCCCUUUAGUAUGCACUGUUAUUUCUCUUAAUUAUUGACAAUUUAAUUCUCUUGUGAUUUCUCUCUGCUACCCUGUUUUGUACACUAACAGGUUUACAGGGCUUCUCUCUAUUGUUUUUGUAAUAUAUGGUUUGGUUUAAAGAAAAACUUUCACUCUUGUAAUCAUUGCUCUUGAAAUGUGGUCCUCUAUCUGUAAAGAUAAAAAAAAAACCAUACAAAGUGCCCUCUGUUUUCUCUAAGUUUACUGUAAUUAGCAAGUUUAGUUAACAGAAAUGUAUUAUUUUAGGUUAUUGUUAUAUUCUUUUUCAGUUAUUGAAAGCUUUCACUAUGUGUGUACUUCGUACUGGUUCAUUCUUUUACUAUAGUGAAAAUGAAAAGUUUUGUUAAUAUGGGAUGGAAGUUGUGUUUUUGGAUAAAGUUCUAUAAAUUGA